UCAUUAUAUCUUUUAUCUAACAAAUGGCACAAGGGAAGUAAGGAACGUAACUUCUAUUCACCACGGGUUUUUGUGUCAAUAAUUUCAAGAGUUGUGUAACUUGGUCUAUGGUGUUGUUUUUAAUGUUCGCUUCUGUGGUGCUAGUAGGAGCGACACAUUCAUCUGGAGAUAACGUCAGCCAAAGGUUUUCAACCUGGAGACUCUCGCCUGAAGACUACGCCUUUAUCAAUAACCUCCCCAAGCCCAGAGGAGCUGGCAACCUGCCAGGUUUUAAGUACAUUUACAUAGAUGCCAGUGGAACCAAGUCCCACAACUAUGACCCAUCCAAGCAACAGAUUCAGAUCGCUGGCUCCCCCCGCACCUCCUGGGAAGGAGUCAACGCCGCCGCUGAUAUAAUUGUCAAGAUGACCCGGUACAUGCCGUCGCCGAUCUUUGACAACUUGGUUCUAAAAACAUCUGUUGGGGUGUUUACAGCGGCGGAGAAACUGACAAUCUACCCGGAGUACUACAACUUGGCCAACACUCACUGCGGCUCCUCUUGUGCAGGUCAGUGUGACAUAACGUGUACAUUUGACGGCCGCAAGUAUGAAGACAUUGCAGGGGUCGGGGGUCAAAGGGCAGUUGUCUUAGAGGACAACAUCCUCUGCACGCCCAGUGACCCUUACGGCGGUUCCGAGAACAUCUUGGCUCACGAGUUCACGCAUACGAUCCACAUCCACGGCAUUUCCGCCAUGGACCAGUCCGACGUGUACCUGGCUUACCUGGCAGCCAAGAGCCGUCAGACCUGGGCGCUCAGCUCCUACGCCAUGUCCAACGAGCAGGAGUACUUCGCCAUGGCGGCCACCGUCUACUUGGGCGUCAAUGACAUCCAAGACAACGCCGGGGGGAUGAACGUGUGCAGCCCCGGCGCCCUCUGCUCGGGGGAGAUGGCUAGCAGGCAGCACCUGCACCAGAUGGACACGCCCCUGUACAACAUGUUGACCUACGUGUUUACCAACAACCGGUCGCAGCUGCUCAGUGGUCUGACUGUCUGUCCUCCCAGUCGCUCUAUCAUUGGCUAGUGGAAUGGGAUGAGUACGUAGCAUUAGACCGCUUGCACACUACACGGUUAUGGCAUUUGGCAAAAAAAAAAAAAAGAGCUUUUCCUGUGUCGUUGUAGUCGACGGCAAUCCAUUUAAUUAAAAAAAAAAGCUUAUAUCAACUCACUAUCUGUCUGUCUGACUUUCUUUUGUAAAAUUAUUUCUUUUACCUGAGAAUGUAAGAAUCGAUAGAUAAAAAUUAAUCAAUUAACUUAUUAACUAUUGGUAAUUAAUUAUUUUGCUUGGUAUUUUGAACAGGAGAAAGAUAAUCGUACUUGACAAAUGUGUUGGUAUAAGUUGGAUUAGUCCCCUUGAAGAAUCUUGAGACCAGAGUAAUCAGUUUUUUUUGUGUGUGUGUUUUUUUUUUUUGCGUUUAAAACAAAACGAUCAUGUAAACAUUCACCAAGAUACCCCCUCCUUCCCCCGUUCCCAACUGGUCUAGACAACCGAUAGGAUCAUACCGCAUUGAGAAAGCUGAAAGUUUAAACAA
Messenger RNA from Biomphalaria glabrata, 1569 nucleotides. RefSeq lists its product as uncharacterized. NCBI's taxonomy places the organism in Eukaryota, Metazoa, Mollusca, Gastropoda, Planorbidae. Bases 108 to 1061 code for a protein of 317 amino acids. Gene Ontology annotation, molecular function: metallopeptidase activity. The transcript is spliced from 3 exons. The record is from RefSeq and is a predicted model, not a curated record.